Odobenus rosmarus divergens (Pacific walrus) is the source of this 5605-nucleotide messenger RNA. It is a transcript of the gene EPB41L4B, whose product is annotated as erythrocyte membrane protein band 4.1 like 4B. Gene Ontology annotation, cellular component: cytoskeleton. The transcript is spliced from 26 exons. Lineage: Eukaryota; Metazoa; Chordata; Mammalia; Carnivora; Odobenidae. Gene Ontology annotation, molecular function: cytoskeletal protein binding. The record is from RefSeq and is a predicted model, not a curated record. Bases 304 to 3003 code for a protein of 899 amino acids.
GCCCGCCCGGGAGAGCGCGCGGCGGCGGCGGCGGCGGCGGCGGCGGGACGGCCCUGGGGCCGCCCCGAGCGCGCCUUUCCGCCUGCGGCCGCUCGCGGCCGGCGCUGGCCGGGCCGGCGCGCCCCGCAGGCAGCCGGAGCGCGGCCUCGGCCUCGGCGGGAGCGAGCCCCGGGCCGCAGGCGUUGGGAGGCGGCGCAGGCGGCCGCGGGCACUGACGGCGUCGCGGGGCGCUCCCGGGCGGAGGCGCAGCGGCGGCGGCGGCGGCGGCGCAGGGGGCGGAGGCAGGGGGCGCCCCCAGCCAGGAUGCUGCGGUUCCUGCGCCGGACCUUUGGCCGCCGCUCCAUGCAGCGCUACGCGCGGGGCGCGGCGGGGCGCGGGGCCGCCGGGCUGGGGGACGAGCGUGACGGGGGGCCGCGGGGGGGCCCGGCCGCCGCCGCCGCCGCCUCCUCGACGCUGCCCGCCGCGCCGGGGGGCAGCGUGUUCCCGGCCGGCGGCGGGCCCCUGCUCACGGGCGGCGCGGCCGUGCACAUCUCCGCCGCCGGCGCUGCCAAGGCCACCCUGUCCUGCCGCGUCUUCCUGCUCGACGGGACCGAAGUGAGCGUGGACCUGCCGAAACAUGCCAAAGGCCAGGAUCUGUUUGAUCAGAUUGUCUACCACUUGGACCUCGUGGAAACAGAUUACUUUGGCCUCCAGUUCCUCGACUCUUCCCAGGUUGCUCACUGGCUGGAUCAUUCCAAACCCAUAAAAAAGCAGAUGAAAAUUGGACCUGCUUAUGCUUUGCACUUUCGAGUUAAAUAUUAUUCUUCAGAGCCGAACAACCUUCGUGAAGAGUUUACAAGGUACCUGUUUGUUUUACAACUCAGGCAUGACAUUCUUUCAGGAAAAUUGAAAUGCCCCUAUGAAACGGCUGUGGAAUUAGCUGCUCUCUGUCUACAAGCGGAGCUGGGGGAGUGCGAGCUUCCAGAACACACGCCAGAGCUUGUGUCUGAGUUUCGGUUCAUUCCAAAUCAGACAGAAGCGAUGGAAUUUGAUAUCUUCCAGAGAUGGAAAGAGUGCAGGGGAAAGAGCCCUGCCCAGGCGGAACUGUCCUAUCUGAAUAAAGCGAAGUGGCUGGAAAUGUAUGGGGUAGACAUGCACGUUGUCAGGGGAAGAGAUGGCUGUGAAUAUUCUCUUGGACUGACCCCGACAGGCAUAUUAAUCUUUGAAGGAGCUAACAAAAUAGGCUUAUUCUUUUGGCCUAAAAUUACCAAAAUGGAUUUUAAAAAGAGCAAAUUGACACUGGUGGUGGUAGAGGAUGAUGAUCAGGGACGGGAACAGGAGCACACGUUCGUAUUCCGGCUGGACAGCGCCAGAACCUGCAAGCAUCUCUGGAAGUGCGCGGUGGAGCAUCACGCCUUCUUCCGACUGAGGACGCCAGGAAAUAGCAAAUCGAACAGAUCAGACUUCAUCCGGCUGGGGUCUCGCUUCAGAUUCAGCGGGCGGACAGAGUAUCAAGCCACACAUGGCACCAGGUUACGAAGAACCAGCACCUUCGAGCGGAAGCCUAGUAAACGCUAUCCAUCCCGGAGACAUUCGACAUUCAAAGCAAGCAAUCCGGUGAUAGCGGCUCAGUUCUGCUCUAAAACAAAUCCCGAAGUCCAUAAUUACCAGCCUCAGUACCAUCCCAAUAUCCACCCCAGCCAGCCUCGGUGGCACCCUCACUCUCCAAAUGUAAGCUACCCGCUCCCUUCCCCAGGGCUCAGCAGCUCAGACCGGCUGCCUUUCGGCAUUGAGGAGAACGGGGGCCCUACCCGCGCCUCAGCCAGGCACCACCACCACCAGCACCACCACCAGCACCAGCACCAGCACCACCCAAACUAUGGCCUCUCGCUGACUCUGGAGAACAAGGAGGGACCUUCCAGGUCUCCAAACUCCAGCAGUAAAUCCCUGACAAAACUGAGUCCAGGACCGCCUGCCCUGUUCAGCGAAGCUGCCGCCCAUCUAAAGAAGCUGGAACUGGAGACGGUGAAAGCUGCCGGACCCUGGCCUGCUCUGCACAUCAACAUAAAUAAGGCUGAAGAAAAAAAAGUUUCCGAGAAGACUCUUCAGACCCCUCUUUUGCCUUCCCCCAUAGCCGACCACGUGAAGUGUAACAUUUUGAAAGCCCAGCUGGAGAACGCAUCGCGAGUGAGUGCCCAGGUUGGAAAAGAGGAAUCAACAUUUGUAAAUAUCAAUAAGAAAUCCAGUCUUCAGGAUGCUAAUGUAAGAAGUCCUAUUCCUAUACGUGUGGAAACUACCCAACCAGCAGUGGAAAAGCCGGAAAUCAAGCCUCCCCGAGUGAGGAAGUUAACAAGACAAUACAGUUUUGAUGAAGAUGACCUCCCUCCUGACCUGGCCGAGGCAGUAGGAGCGCCCAUCGCCACAGCCACAAACACCACCAUGGCCGCCACGCAAGUCUCCGUGCCGCCGGUGUCCCCCAAGGGCCACAAACUCAGCUCGCCUCAGAACUCAGAAGGCAAGGGCCAGCUGUCCCCAGGGGCCAAGAGUCCCUCUGACCGAGGAGGUGCCUUUACCUUGGAGCCAGGCGAUCUCCUGAUGGACUUCACAGAAGCUACUCCUCUGGCAGAGCCCGCCAGCGCCCCCCACUGUGCCCACUCUCGCUGUUCUCCUCCACUCUCUCCCCCCAUGAAGGAAGAGACCACUGGAGUUUGCAUGCACCCUCCAAUCAAAACGAGGCUGAUAAAAACAUUCCCGGUUGAUCCAGUGACCCCAUUUCCUGAUGCUUUCAAUUCAGGGCCACAGUUCACCGCGGACUUUAGAGACAGUAAAUUGCCGUGCUGUCCUGGCCAGUCUUCCCCACUGAUUCCAGCAGUGACCCUGAGGCCUUUGACAGAGACCAUCUCCACAGUGCAGACCAUCUACACCACUCGGAAACCUGUUUCUCUGGCAGCCAGUGCAGAGACGCUCCGGCAGGAACUGGAGAGAGAGAAAAUGAUGAAAAGACUGUUGAUGACCGAACUGUGAAAUUCUCCCCUUGUUGCCUGGAGGACGGCAUGGUGCCUUCUGUCCGUUUUCUUUCUUCGGGCUUUGUGUGCUCACUCCAGCACAACACACAGAUGCGUGCUCUGUUCACCCAGGUCUCCAUGGUUGGUUGAAGCCAACUUCUGGCUUGACUUUUAUGGGAGAAGUUAUUUUCUGUCUCCUGAGUAUUAGAAUUUUUCUGCUACUCAGUAUAGUUGGGAUGGGAUUUGGGAAGCCUAGGAGAAGAAAGAUGGGGAAAUGGGAUUCCCUUUUUAGUACUACCUGUGUGUCUAUAUUAAUAACCACAGGGGUUAAUAUGGCACGGAAUCCUUUGCUAUCAGUCUCAACCAUGAUUUUGUAUGAUUGAAACUUGCACCAAGCUUCGACUGUUUGUUAAAGAGUCAUUUUUAAUGAGAGAAUAAUUCUUUACUGCUGGUUUUUUCAUUGACACUGGUAAUUAUACAGAUCUUAUAAAGUCCUUAACACUUAUUUUUAUUCAGACAUGAAUCGAUGAAGUAACACAAGAAAGUUGCGAUCACCAGGAUUACUAAGUACUUCGGAGAAAUCUGAAAUACAAUUUAAAUUGUGGAUUCAUUGGAUAUGAUAUUAUUUGGGAUAAACAGAAUUUUUCACUGAACCCAAAGUAGGAAAUUAUAGCUUAAAUUGUCUAAAAAUCCUUACAAGGAUAAAAUGAUUCAAUAUCAAGAUUCAUUUGGGUGUUCCAUAAAGGAAAAUUAUUUCUAAAGUUGGUUAAUUCUUGUCCUGUUGAUAGAACCUUGACCAGAUGACACUUUGUUCUCUUUUUAUAUAGUUUCAAGAAAUGUGUUUUUAAAUUUUUAUUAUGCACUUAAACAACUUUGCAGGAAUAAAGGCACGCCCUCAGCGCAGACUAGCCCCCUGAACUGUUACCCGAGCUCUCAGUGAAUAUGCACACAUUUUUUCAUAGCUGUGACCAGUGUGUACACACUCUUCGGUUGUACUUCUCCACCUCACACAUAUCUUCCCUUUCCAGCACAGAUCCUGCCCUCACCAAUUUAAAUGUCUGUAUAUCCAUGUAACAUGGUUAACCUCACUUCUCCCUAUUAUUAGGUAUUUGAGUUAUAUCCAAUUUUUCACUCUUAUAAAUAGUGCUGCUAUGAAUGUCUUUGUAAAAAAAGUUCUCCUUCCUUUGGAUUCUUCCCUUGGGAAUAUCUCCAAAGAGGGAUUACAAGGUCAAAGAGCAUGAAAUAUUUUAUAGCUCUUGUUUCAUAUUGCCAGAUUGCUUUCUAGAAAGAUCCAGUCUCUGGGUUGGAAGGACCUUACAGGUUAUUAGUUCAAUUCCCCUAUUCCCUCUGAAUGCUUGAAUCCCUCUACAAUUUAUGAUGCCACCAGCAAUGUAUAAGCAUUUCUACUUACCAGUAGUUCUGCCAGUAUUGGGUUUUGCCAUUUUAAUUUAUUUUUGCUAGUUUAGUAGGUGUGUAUAGUUGUUCUUGAAAGGUUGUUUUAUUUCAUUAAUUGCUAGCAAGGCUGAGCACUUUUCCAUGUGAUGAUUUACUAGCUGUAUUUCCUUGUACGUAGAAUGUCCAUCCAUUUCUUAUGACCACUUGUUAAGUGGAAUUGAUCUCGUAUAUUUGUAUCAGAACUGUAUUUUUAUGUUGUAUUGUAUAGUUUGCUCUCCUGUCCCUAUCCUUAAAACUGAAUGGUGCCAAUAAUUUGAUACUAAUGAUUAUAAAAAAAAAAAUGUAAUGCCUCUCAUUUACUAGCAUUGUUGUAAAAUGAGGUAUGUAAGCAAAUAUUCAGAUAACGGAGGAUUAACCCUUUAAGUGCUGAAUCUUUAAAAUUUUAAUAUUUUUUUGAGGGAAAUCUUUCUAAAAUGCGUUACGCACUUCCCUGCCUUAGUAAACAGUAUACCGGAGAGUAUUUAACCUUUUCUUGAUGAGUCAUGGUCAUCAUUAAAAACAUCAGCCCCUUUUGUACCUUAGUGUGGUGCGGUGAUGUCAUCAGGAGCUAUCAAAAUACAUAGGGCUUGGCUUUGCCUUUCACAGACUAUUGUGCUGUUCUCACCGAUGAAUUUUACUGCUUUCUGCUCUAUUGGUGAAGCCAUCUGGGGCACUUGUGGCGUUUGGGACUUUUUACUCCCAUACUAUAUGGCCCCUGGCUAUACUUUUAAAAUAGUUUUACCUGUUCUUUAUCUCGUGCACACGAUCCAAAAUGUGUUCCUGUACAAGAUGGGGGAGCUAUCUGUGUCUGGGGUUGUAACCUCUUGCCAAUCCAGCACCCUCCUCCUGACCUGCUUUCUGAGUCUUCUGCUCUUCACCUCCUGCUCUCUGAUGGAAACCUCCGGGGCAGAACGGAAGUUUUCUUGGAGAAGCCAGGGAACCAAGUAUGACCUAUGUGUCAGGUGUGCUUUGCUUCUGAGGAGGGGUGCAUGGGCUUUUGGGACGUGUUUUCAGGAGGAUCCGAGCCUCCUGCUUUUUUCCCCACACCCCCCUGGGUUCAGAGAUGUUCAGAAGUUGAUGUCGCUGGAAGUCUGAUCCCAACAAGUUGGCUGUUACUGUAUAUGAAAACCCAGUACCUUUGGCAGCUCAGCUCUAACCAGUAAAAUCAAGAGGAUUCCAUUGUUUCA